CAAAGCCAACGGCUAUAAUUUCGUCUCUCUCCUCUCUAUUCUCUCUGUGAUCUACACUUGUACAUUCUACAUGCAUAACCCAAGAAAAAAUCGGCGAGAAGACCGGACCCUUGAAACAACAGAGAAGAUCACACCACCAACAAUGCGAAUUGAAAUUUUUUUGCUUCAAUUAAUCGCCCAAUUAAUCGCCAUCUCUGCAGCAUCCCAUUAUAAGCUCACAUUCUUUGGCUCAUUCACUUUUGGUUCUUUCCCUCGGUAAGGAUCCACUCUCUUCCAUUACAGUUGAUCCACAUUAAGACCCCCACCCAACAAUCUUGAUUUUAUUACAUUGGUGUGAUAAUCUCUCAAAAACCCUGUUUUGUUAAUCUUUUUUUGGUGGGUGAGAGGAAGAGUUCGAGUUGUUUGAAUCUGAAUCCUCUUGUUGGAGGUUGAAAAGCUCUCAUCUUUAGAGCUUCUUGAUCUUCAACACCUCUGAAUUUGGAGGUGUGUUUGGUAAUUCUGCAUUGGAGACUUUGAGGGCAUUUCCUAUAUAAAUUAGGGUUUGCUCUUUGGGUUUCUGAGCAACCAGAAUGGAUCUCUCAGCUUUGAAACGUUGAAUUCUUUCUGGGCUUUUGUUUUCCUUUGUUAUUGUAUAUAGUUCUUUUUUCUUUUUUCAAUAUAUAUUUUUUGGGGGAUUUUUGCAUUUGGGGCUAGAACAAGAGUCUUUUGAUCAUUAGGAUAAUAAAUUCAGUUUGAUUGAGAGGCCUUGUUCGAUCUGAGUUGGAUUAAUAAUUCUAUCAACCGGUAAGUUAAUAGUUUUUUUGAAAGAUGUAAAUUGAAUUAGUCAAAAAGGGUCCUGAGUUUCUGGAGGAGAACUAAAAUUGUACAAUGUCAGUUGCUGAUGUUGCUUUGAGUCCGGUUCCCAAAGAGUUGGUACGAUCUUCUGGUUAUCUUGAUAGCCAGUUAGGUCUCUGCUCUGACGAAUCGAUCAUAAUUUACCUCAUUGUCGCCGGUUCUGUGAUUCCCAUGAGGGUAUUGGAGUCCGAUUCAAUUGCGUCAGUGAAACUUAGGAUCCAAACAUGUAAAGGUUUGGUAGUGAAGAAACAGAAACUAGUUUUCCAAGGCAGAGAGUUGGCACGAAAUGAUUCCCUCGUUAAGGACUAUGGUGUCACUGAAGGGAAUGUUUUGCAUUUGGUUGUCCGUCUCUCUGAUCUCAUUAUCAUCACAGUUAGGACUGCCUGUGGGAAGAAGGAAUUUGAGUUUCAGGUCGAUCGUUACAAAAACAUUGGAUAUCUCAAGCAUCGAAUUGUCAAGAAAGGGAAAGGCUUUGUUGAUCUCGAUGAUCAUGAAAUUUAUUGUAAUGGCGAGGAGCUUGAAGACCAUAAGAGGCUAAUUGAUGAUAUAUGUAAGGACACAGAUGCUGUGAUUCACUUACUAGUUCAGAAAUCUGCAAAAGUUCAGGCCAAGCAUGUGGAGAAAGAUGUUGAACUCUCUGUUGUGGCAGCUGACUGGAAAGAGAGGACAGAUGAAGGACUACACGAAGGAGAGAACCGGUCCAUUGAGCUUCAAGUUGAACCUGGGAAAACACCGGUUAGAGAUUUCAUGUUGGAACCUGUUCUUGUUAGUCCAGAGAUCAAAUUGCCUAAAAUGAUAUGGGAUAUGAUUAAUUCUACCAUUGAUGGACUGGAGAGAGGCAAACAACCUAUCAGAUCAUCUGAGGGCACAGGAGGAACUUAUUUUAUGCAAGAUGCAUCAGGCAACAAGUAUCUUUCGGUCUUUAAGCCCGUAGAUGAGGAACCAAUGGCUGUGAAUAACCCUCUGGGGUUACCCUUAUCAUCGAAUGGUGAAGGCUUAAAGAGGGGAACCAAAGUCGGAGAAGGUGCAUUUAGGGAAGUUGCAGCAUACAUACUGGAUCAUCCUAGGAGUGGCCAACGUACGUUAUUGGGUGAGGUUGGUUUUGCUGGUGUGCCACCAACUGUUAUGGUGCAGUGCUUGCAUAGGGGAUUUAAUCAUCCAGAUGGGUAUGAGCAUGCUCUAAAGAAUGUUAAGAUCGGGUCAUUACAAAUGUUCAUGAAGAAUAAUGGAUCUUGUGAGGAUAUGGGUCCUCGGGAUUUCCCUGUGGAGGAGGUCCAUAAGAUCAGUGUGUUUGAUAUAAGAAUGGCGAAUGCAGAUAGGCAUGCCGGGAAUAUUCUGAUGAGCAGAGAGGGGGAAGAGGGGCGGAUUGUGCUCAUUCCGAUUGAUCAUGGCUAUUGUUUGCCUGAGAAUUUUGAAGAUUGCACAUUCGAUUGGCUCUACUGGCCGCAAGCCCACCAACCUUACUCUCCCAACACCAUUGAAUACAUAAAUUCGCUCGAUACCGAACAAGAUAUUGCACUUUUGAAAUUCUAUGGAUGGGACCUUUCCCUUAAGUGUGCUCGCACACUCCGUAUCUCCACCAUGCUUUUGAAGAAAGGGGUAGAGAGAGGACUCACUCCCUUUGCCAUUGGAAGCAUCAUGUGCAGAGAAACGUUAAACAAGGAAUCGAUUAUUGAGAAGAUUGUUCAAGAGGCUCAUGAUUCCGUUCUCCCCGGCAUGAGUGAAGCUGCAUUUCUUGAAACCGUCUCCCAAAUCAUGGAUUUCCAGCUUGACAAGUUUGCUAAAUAAUAUUAACCUGAUCUAUAGGUGUUUGUAACUGUAUGUACAGAUCGAAUGACCAGUCCAUUUGGGUGGACUGCAGAUCGUAUCUGAGGUGGAUGGCUUCCUCUAUUCUAUGUGGGCCUGACACUGUUUUAUUUUAAAUUUUUUUCGGUUUAUUUCUGUUCUUUUUGACUAAUUCUUGGAUUGCCUUGAGACAUUGAACAGAAGUUAAAAUCAUGAAUGAGAAAAAUAUUAUGGAUUUUGGAUUUUGCUUAAA
Messenger RNA from Camellia sinensis, 2872 nucleotides. RefSeq names its product phosphatidylinositol 4-kinase gamma 2. Gene Ontology annotation, molecular function: protein binding. The record is from RefSeq and is a predicted model, not a curated record. Lineage: Eukaryota; Viridiplantae; Streptophyta; Magnoliopsida; Ericales; Theaceae.